AUGUCGCUCACAUUCAAGCUACUCUCGUUGGUCAUUCGAACAGCUGCAAAACCUAUAGGCAACUACAUCAAACGACAAGCACGAGAACAUGAAGGCUUCCGCAAGUUCGCAGUCAAUCAAGCCCAGCGAGUCCAUCGAGUGGACAUGCGUAUGCGCCUGGGCAUACUUCACGACGCUGACGCACAACAACGAAUGCACGAACGAGAGCAGCGCGCGGCGGACGAGAAGAAGCGCAAGUCAGAGUCUCCUACAGUACGGACAGCAGAAGAGCAGGCAAAGUACGACGAACAGAAAGCGAAAGAGGAGCAGGAUGCCAAAGACGGGGUGGUGAAGAAGGAGGAAAGCGCAAAACCUCUCAAGACGAAAAUUCGGCCGCUGUCCGAAGCGAGAGCUAUUGAGUUGGGAGCUAACUUCUUCUCCGAGGCAUUCAUCUUCGGGGUAGCGGUUGGUUUGCUGGUGUGGGACAGCUGGCGGAGUCGGCGAAAGGAGAGCACCCGGCGCGACGACGUGGCAGACCGUUUAGAGCAACUGGAGAUCGAGGUGGAAGCUCUACGGAGCGAGCUGGACCCCGAUCUGGAGACUCUCCACGAGAUCAGUGACAAGAUAAAGGCGGCGAAGCUGCAGAAGAGGAGCAGCUCGUGGAAUCCGCUCACCUGGGGACGGGCAGCGGAGGACACGGCGAUUAUGGAAGAGAUUCAUGAUUACAACGCGAAACAGCCCGAGCCAGAGAAGGCGAUUGUUGCGGAGCACAAGUCAGCCAAGACUAUUGCGGCGGAGAAAGCGGUCGAUGAUGCUAGAGCGGAGGACGUAGCCGAAAAGAGACGAAUAGAUGCGCAAGAGGCACGUGCAAGGCUAGCGGAGAAGAACAGGAAAGCUGAAGAGGCAAAGAAGAAGAAAAUGGACGAGGAUGCUCUCGCCCAAAGAACGGCGGAUGAGGCCAAAGCACCUGCGCGACUGGACUCUGUGGUUGCAGCGAGCAAGGAGAGGUAGAGGAGACC
Zymoseptoria tritici IPO323 is the source of this 998-nucleotide messenger RNA. RefSeq lists its product as uncharacterized. The transcript has 2 exons. The record is from RefSeq and is a predicted model, not a curated record. Gene Ontology annotation, cellular component: mitochondrion. Gene Ontology annotation, biological process: regulation of lipid metabolic process. Bases 1 to 990 code for a protein of 329 amino acids. Lineage: Eukaryota; Fungi; Ascomycota; Dothideomycetes; Mycosphaerellales; Mycosphaerellaceae.